CGGCAGCUCCGGGAUUGGCGGGCGCUUCCCGACCUCGCGCACUUCUUAGGCAGAGCGGCUGAGCGGAGCCGGCUGCCUGGUCCUCGGCUCAGCUCUCGGCUGCUCCACCGCGUUCGGCUGCCCGGGGUGGGCACCCGGAAGCAUGAAUGCGCCCGCAACUCUGCCCCCCGGGGGCGAGGACACCACCUGGACCCCAGGGAUCAAUGCCAGCCUCGCUCCGGAGGAGGAGGAGGAUGCCGUGCGGUCCGACGGCACGGGGACAGCGGGCAUGGUCACUAUCCAGUGCAUCUAUGCGCUCGUGUGCCUGGUGGGUCUGGUGGGCAACGCCCUGGUCAUCUUCGUGAUCCUACGCUAUGCUAAGAUGAAGACAGCCACCAACAUCUACCUGCUCAACUUGGCCGUCGCCGAUGAGCUCUUUAUGCUCAGCGUGCCAUUCGUGGCCUCGGCGGCCGCCCUGCGUCACUGGCCCUUCGGGGCGGUGCUGUGCCGUGCAGUGCUUAGCGUGGAUGGCCUUAACAUGUUCACCAGUGUCUUCUGCCUCACCGUGCUCAGCGUGGACCGCUAUGUGGCUGUAGUGCACCCUCUGCGUGCCGCCACCUACCGGCGGCCCAGCGUGGCCAAGCUAAUCAACCUGGGAGUGUGGCUAGCAUCCUUGCUGGUCACCCUGCCCAUCGCAGUCUUCGCUGACACCAGGCCGGCUCGCGGGGGUGAGGCCGUGGCGUGCAACCUGCACUGGCCUCACCCAGCCUGGUCUGCCGUCUUCGUGAUCUAUACUUUCUUGUUGGGCUUCCUGCUCCCGGUUCUGGCCAUCGGAUUAUGCUACCUGCUUAUUGUGGGCAAGAUGCGCGCGGUGGCCCUGCGGGCCGGCUGGCAGCAGCGGAGGCGCUCAGAGAAGAAGAUCACGAGGCUCGUGCUGAUGGUGGUGACCGUCUUUGUGCUGUGCUGGAUGCCUUUCUAUGUGGUGCAGCUUCUGAAUCUUUUUGUCACCAGCCUCGAUGCCACCGUCAACCAUGUGUCCCUCAUCCUCAGCUAUGCCAACAGUUGUGCCAACCCUAUUCUCUAUGGCUUCCUCUCUGACAACUUCCGGCGCUCCUUCCAGCGGGUUCUGUGCCUGCGCUGCUGUCUCCUGGAAACGUCUGGAGGUGCCGAGGAAGACCCCCUGGACUACUAUGCCACUGCUCUCAAAAGCAGAGGGGGCGCAGGAUGCAUAUGCCCUCCCCUGCCCUGCCAGCAGGAGCCCAUGCAAGCAGAACCUGGCUGCAAACAAGUCCCUUUCACCAAGACCACUACUUUUUGAAAACUAGUUCACCGUCCCUCAGCCCACCGGCAAGCAGGUCUGCACCACACUCUCAGCCCAGCAAAUUCAAGAACAACUCCUAUUUUCACUAAGCCAGCCCCUUUCAACAGUGUGUGUGCUGUCUCCAGGAGCCUCAGGACUCCUGCUAGCUCCUCUCCUAGGACUGGCUCCAAGGACACCUCUAUGGGGGUAGGAAUUCUCUGGGAAUUGGGCUAGAGUACCAGCCAUUCCCGGACCUCUGGCAAUGUUUUGAGGGAUGGGAAGCAGGAAGUGGUCAGAAAGGGAUAUCUAUCUACUCUUGUGAGACUUGUGACAGUGACUGCUUGGAAGAGCCCUGGGAGGGUGAGGUAGGCAGAGCCUGUGCCCUCUGCAGCCUAAAGCUAUAUGGUAAUGUAUAUGGAGAGGCGGGGGAGAAGAGACGAUGCCUCCAAGUGCUUUCCCUCUGUGUCUGUGUAAGACUCCCGUUGCUAAGUGAGAUGUGUAUGCAAUAGCUGAGUGUGCUUGCUUUGUCGCCCUACAAGUGUCUCCCAGUUGUCAAGGGGCCAGGAGCAGACUUCCUGUGAAUGUGAAAGGUUUUAGGAAACACGUUGUGGGAGUUGUUGCAAAGCAUAAAACUUCUGGUCAGGAAUUAAAAGGUAGAAAGGAUAAAAAUCUCAUCCGCUGCAAUUUUUUCCACCUCUUUCCCUGGCUACGGGAAUACGAAACCUCAUUAAGGCCUGAGUUAUGCCAUGAGGGGGAGGGUGUCAGGAAAAGACCAGAGAACUAGGUGGAGGGGAAACAGACUGUGUUUUGACAUCAGAUGCUGAGCACAGUGAAAGCCGCCCAUGUGCUGGGACGUUAGCCACAGCUCCACUGACCUCUCCCCUGAGGAAGAGUCACAGACAGUAGGAGCUUUACUUUUGCUACAGAAGCGGAGGCUGCAUCUGAGUGAGAAGUGGAGGCUGCAUCUGAGUGAGAAGUGGCUGACCACAGCCCAGAUCAGUACAGCAAAAGAUCCUGCUGAGUUCCACGGAACCACUGUUGGUGGUACUAGGAUAAUAAGCCAAGAGGGGCAGGAGGAAACCCAGCGCUCAGCCAGGCAGUUCCCACAGCUGCCUGGCAGGAGAGAAUGCUCUUUAAAAGAGAAGACCUGGGUCUUUCAUCCUGGAAAAUACAGUUCUGUGUCUUCUAGGAUGAAUUCUAGCUGUUGGAAGGCUAAUGGGGAUCCAGACUGGACCAAAAGGCAGGGAGGGGCCUGAGGGAAUGCCCUGCCACCUUGUGGGUUACAGUGCGUCUCUGGGAGCCUGGGAGAAACAGGAGGUGACCUCUUCUGGGCCACUUGCCCGGAGCCAUGACUUGUGUGACAGUAGCAGCUGGUAUGUGGGAAAUGGACAAGAAAGCUGAAUUCUGGUCCCAGGCACAAAAGCCUUGUAACUCAUUCAGGCCAGGUCUUCAGAAUUCUUGCCUGGAAAAACCAACAGGUCCUUGUAGUUUAGCAACUCUUUUGUUGAUGCUACAUUUUUGUUGUUUUGCUGUUGUUGCUGUUGUUUGAUCUCAUGUAACACCAGCUAGCCAUGAAUUCACAUCCUCAGUAGCUGAGGAUGACAUUUAACUUCUGAUCCUCCUACUUCUACCUCCUGAGUGUUGAAGUUACAGCGUGCAGCGUGAUUCUUACCAAGUUAAUCUUACCCCUCCCCUCUUUUUUUUUUUCUUUUUUUUUUUAAGACUGGAGAUUCCAACUUCUUCACUAACAAUAGAAAAGAGAAAGGCCCAUGUUAAGGGUCUAGACAUGGAACUGUUUGUUGGGUUCUUACCUUCUGAAAUGGUCAGUCAUCUAGCCUGAUAGUGACAGUUAAUGUUGAUCAUGGGUGUCUCAGAUGGUUAUGAAGGAGUAUGUGAAAGCCAUCAGGGUCUGCUAAUCAGAGAACUGCCUAGCCAGGUCUCUUCUAUAUCCAAGGCUAUAGCUAUGGGUUGAAAAUCUCUAAAUCGAGCACUGACCUCUUUGAUUCUACUAGCACGCAUACACACAUGUUCACACACAUGCACAAACCAUUCCUAACUUGUCAUUACCUCCCACAGUCACCCUGAGCACCCAGAGCAAGUUAGUUUCAUGUCUAUGGAUCUUAUGUGUGUAAGAGUAACUUGUUGCAGGUUUUUUAAAUUAAAUUGUUUCUCUGUCCCUGGUGCCUGGCUGAUGAAUGUGCUUGAACUUCAGUAUUGGGAACUUUUGGACUUAGCAGUGGUUGCAGUAGACAAAGGUGUCAGGCUUUUGCCCUAGUUUGAGUGGAUCUGGAGUUCUUGUUUUUAAUCUUUUAAUGACUCACCCAGGCCCCAAGACAUGCUUGUCUGGAAAAAGACUAAUUCUUUUUUUUUUUUUAAUGUAGGCUUUUAACAGGAAUUAAUGGUGCCUGAAGGGCCAAUAGCUUCAAGCUAGAGAAGUCACCAAUGAUAACAGAAAACAUCAGAUUUAGCCAGCCCAUGAACAGAAAUUUCAGCUCCCCAGACUCACUUUCCCACUGUUAAUAUAUGUUCAAAGGGAGGUUUUGAGUUCCUAGCUCUUCUGUUGUGUUUGUGCUACCACAGGAUCUGGACAUGAAUCCCAGCAAAUUUGGACCUUGAAAUCCUUGCCUGAUAGGUUACAUGUGGUGAAUCACUUCCGCUUCUUACUCUCUCAUCCUAAGAACAUGACAGUACAGCCUUAAGUUCUGUGAGCACAGAUGCCAGAAUCCUAAGGCUGUGUGUGCUGAGACAACUCUGUAUUAGUCAGCACCAUGCCCCAAAUUCUGCUCUGUGGGUCCAUGUGCCCCAGGGAGGUUUAUCAGUGACAGUGCAUUAAUGGUUAAUGGUGUCUCAGUGAUGCAACUGGCUUCCAGACACCCUGGUGAGUCUGCACAGUAUGGAACUCGGAAAUAAUUGGCAAAGAUGGCUAUUAACCAGAUAACCAUAGAAACAAAAAGUAUAAUUCAAUUCUAAGUUAAAAUAAUUAUCAUGCCAUGGCUAGACACACAGCAUAAUAGCAGACUGCUUGCUUAACAUGUGCAAGGCCCUGGCUCUUGUAUUUCCGAGAAUACACACACACACACAAUUCAAAGAAGGAAUUUGGCUCCCAUGAGCUAAUACAAUAGAACCUGCCCUUCUCUUACAGCGGGUGUUCCUGGGACACUGAGGAGGAGGAAAAAGGGUAGUUUGGAGGCUUCUGUGUGUGUUAUUAUCCAAAUUGGCCUUUCUUCAGACAUUUUGUUCAGGCAGUGAUUUCUCUUCUUUUAUUUGGAUGAAAGCAUCACUUGCAUAUGAGAAAACUCACCCUUUCCGUGUGUGCAGUUCUAUAACUAUUGAUAAGCAAUUACAAUUCUGAAGUUGACACCCUAGUCAAGAGAGAUCCUCUUUCUAGCCUCCUGGUUUUCUUUGUGAUCAGAGGAGGAUCACAAGGAAGACAGGAAGUAUGUGGAGUUAUGGUGAGGCUCUCCUUAAAUCUUUUCCUCCCUUUAGGCCAGCCCUGGAUUCCUCCCAUUAUCAGGAAGAAGAACUCAGUCCAGAGACCCAGGCAGCUGCCGUCUGCCCUUAAGUUCUAAACCUGGAGGAAGUGUUCUAAACUUCAGAAGCCUUCUGAACAAAGUGGGACUUUGACUAAGUCCCUGGGAAAGUUAUGAAUUCCCUAUGGACUUUGUAACCUUUUGAACACUGGAGAAGGAGUGUGGCUUUCUUCCUGGAAGCACAGGAAGAAUAUUUCUCUAGACUUUGUCUGCAGUCUGCUGCUGCCUGCUAGCUGCUGGCCUGAAGACAGCUUGCACAGGGCUUGUGUCACUCUGUUUCAGCUUCUUAUUUAAGUAGCUUCCUGUGCUUGCCAAGGUCAGGAAACCUGAGUCUGACUCCAGCCCAUCUGACCCCACCUCAAUUUCUCUUGGUGUCAGUGCUAAAUUUCUGCAGAACCCCUUUUAAGGAGGAGGGUGAAAACACUUAUGGCAAUUAAUCAUCUGGAAAGAAUCGCAGGUGUUUGUGGUAUACAGCUGGAAGGAGAGUAGGACAGAGAGUGAGAUCAAAAUAAGCAUGUGAAAGAAACUAGAUGAAUGAGGGAAAGGCUAGUAGCAAUUUCCACCAAAGCUAAGGUGUAACAAAUACACCUCAGGAUGGCCUUCUCUCAAAGUUCCAAUCUUUGAGACAUAAUGUGGGCACCACUGAGUUACUGACCUUUCUCCCAGUUCUGAAUCACUUUCUCCUCUGGAUGUGCUUUCUUCCUUAAUAAACUCUUUCAGCUUCUA
Messenger RNA from Meriones unguiculatus (Mongolian gerbil), 5535 nucleotides. It is a transcript of the gene Sstr4, whose product is annotated as somatostatin receptor 4. Lineage: Eukaryota; Metazoa; Chordata; Mammalia; Rodentia; Muridae. Gene Ontology annotation, molecular function: neuropeptide binding; somatostatin receptor activity. Bases 143 to 1297 code for a protein of 384 amino acids. Gene Ontology annotation, biological process: cellular response to glucocorticoid stimulus; neuropeptide signaling pathway. The transcript has a single exon. Gene Ontology annotation, cellular component: neuron projection; membrane. The record is from RefSeq and is a predicted model, not a curated record.